UUGCAAGUUGUAAUCCAUAGGUCACUCUCUCUGAAUGGUGCUUGUUUAAGAAAUCACAUAGCAAUAUAAGGACGGAUUUGAACAUGUGGUUAAAUUGUUAAACAAACCUUUUCUACGUCUGUAUCCAAGUGGUCUUUUCCUUCGUUGCCUCUACUGUGUGAGAAUCUGCUAUGUUACUGGGUCGAUCAUAUUUUGCCCUCCGUACAGUUUACCGACGAGCAAGUAGUGUUACUAACAGUGUUUCUCAUAAAGUGAAAAAGUGUUCUACAAAGACAGCUAUGAAUGCAUAUAUCCGAACCAAAAAUGAAGAGCGUGUAGAGAUACAAUUUCAAUAUGUAGAUUCUAACCUAGGUCUAGACCGCUGGUUUAAUUUCAAUCGCUCACUGGAUGAUAGUGUGCAACAAAUUAAAGAAAAAAUUAUAGCAAACAUAGAUAAAGCAUGCCUGAAGUAUAAGAAAAGGAAGCUAAAAAAAAAUUCUACUGCUGCUAUGGACGAGUUUAAGUUAGAUGUUGAAGUCAUGCAAAAUUCAGAAAUAAUAGCUCCAGAGGUUUCAUGCAGAGAAAUCCUUACAAUGCCAAAUGUUUUUAUUGUACUGAAUGGCCAAUCAUACCAUUUAGAUAUUAAUCCCCCAACAGUAAAAACUUUAAAACUGCCAAAAUCAAUCAUGGCAGGAUAUCCGGUUUAUCCAAGUAAGUUAGAAGUAGAAUAUUGCACUGUAUCUGAUUGUGAGUUCCUUUGGUUCAAGACCAAUGAGCUUGUUGACCUGGCAUCAGAAGCCCAGUCUGAAACCUGGAUUCAAGUGGGAACAGGAUUCUCUUAUACCACUUCUAACUGUGACAUUGGGAAUUGGCUGAAAGUACAAUGUAUUCCAAAGACAUCUUCGAAAAUUGGUUUACCUGAGUGUACAAUCGCUUCGCAAGUAGUUGAAGCUGGACCUGGAAUAUGUCCCUUCGAAAUACGCCACAAUUUCACGAAAAAAUUCGUUGAAAAUGAUGGAUUUCGAGUAGUUACCUACAACAUUCUUGCAGACUUGUAUGCUGAUUCUGAUUAUACAAGAACGGUUCUUCAUCCUUACUGCCCUCCAUACGCUUUGACUAUUGACUACCGGAAGCAACUUAUCUUGAAGGAGUUGCUAGGAUACAAGGCUGAUAUCAUGUGCCUUCAGGAAGUUGAUAGUAAAGUCUUUGAUGCGGAUCUCAAACCUAUCUUCUCCUCGCUGGGGUUUGGAGCCGAAUUUAGCAAAAAAGGAGGCCAAGUGAGCGAAGGAAUGGCUUGCAUAUUCAACGCAUCCAAAUUUCAGUUGGUACAGUCAUCUAGUCAUAUCGUGGCAGAAGAGUUGUCAAGCAAUCCGUUGGUAGCGGAUCUUUGGGUUGCUGUACAAAAAAACGAAAACUUAUCUAAACGUAUUCUUGAACGGACGACUUCGUGUCAACUCCUUGUGUUGGAAUCUGUAUUCAACGCGAAACGCAUUGUCGUGGCCAAUACGCAUCUUUAUUUCCAUCCUGAUGCAGACCACAUUCGCCUCUUACAAUCCUGUGUCACACUUAGAUUAGCACAGGAACUGCGUAAUCGUCAAUUGGAUUUGGGGAAAGAGGUAUGUCUUCUCUUCUGUGGCGAUUUCAACAGUUGUCCGGGAUCAGGAGUUUUUGAGAUGAUGACAUUGCAAAACAUAGACAGCAACAAUGACGCUUGGUCAAGCAAACCCGACGAAGCAGUACUAGAUUUAUCUCUGCAUAAUCCGAUUGCAAUGGAAACUGCUUGCGGAACGCCGCCAUUUACAAAUUAUACCAGUGGUUUCAGUGGUUGCCUAGAUUACAUUUUCUUUGAAAAAUCAAAACUCUACGUUGAACAGGUUGUUCCUCUCCCCAGUCUGGAUGAAGUAACCCAACACUGUGCACUUCCAAGCAUAGUCUUCCCCUCAGAUCAUUUAGCGUUAAUAGCAGAUCUUAAAUGGGUGUGAUGUGAACAGUUGUUCGGGUGGAGCCGUAAAUUCUGAAUGCAAACACCAUGCUUUAUAAAAAAAAUUGCGGAAGCUGCAUAUAAUUAUAUCGGCACAAUAAAUGAAAUCUUCAUGGCA
Molecule: messenger RNA, 2078 nt
Organism: Daphnia carinata
Lineage: Eukaryota; Metazoa; Arthropoda; Branchiopoda; Diplostraca; Daphniidae
Product: 2',5'-phosphodiesterase 12-like
Exons: 6
Coding region: 171-1961 (596 amino acids)
Biological process (GO): nuclear-transcribed mRNA catabolic process, deadenylation-dependent decay
Cellular component (GO): mitochondrion
Molecular function (GO): 3'-5'-RNA exonuclease activity
Source: RefSeq, a predicted model, not a curated record